Molecule: messenger RNA, 486 nt
Organism: Protopolystoma xenopodis
Lineage: Eukaryota; Metazoa; Platyhelminthes; Monogenea; Polystomatidea; Polystomatidae
Source: the annotation of a GenBank genome assembly
AUGGUUCGCGUCCCGCUUGGAGUGUUGACAAGACCUAGCUCUGUUCAUGUAUCCUCUACUCCUUUUUUGUCUCUACCUCUUCCAACGCCUACCCACCGAUUUGCCAAUGAAGAUGAUCUUGGCACUUUUAUGACGAACCAGGAGCUUGAAUUAGGCACUCGCCGCAGUGAUGUCUCCAACAUUGGACUCUUUAAGCUGUUUCGAUCCAAGAAAAAGCGAUACCGAUCCGCAGGCCAGUCAAACUCUCCUCUCUUCACGGGACUUUUCCUAUACUCUUGUCUCUGGAAUAUGUCACUUGUUGGCUGCUGCCAAGUGUCCCAAAUGGUGGUGCUGAAUGACCAGACAGAAAGCCAUCAAGGCUGCUAUUCUCUUCUUCCCCAGGAUCAUGGCAUUGAGGUCACUCACUUCCAUCAACUCUACAAGUCUGCUCUGCUAACCUCUGACCCACGAAAGCUUGAAUUUCUUAAGAUUAAGUCGGUGGCAUGA